AUGCUGCAGUCUGCUCUUCAUCGCCAGCCGUGGAAAGGCUUUUACGUCCUCAGCGAGGCGUUGCUUACACUCUUCCUCCGCCUUCCAUGGUGGAUACUGUCGUCGCUCGUCUCCUCCUACCGGCCCUGUCCAUCGCGUUCGCUCAAGCGGACUCUGAUCGUAAGGUCAAUCAGCCAUGGUUUGGAGGUCAUCACAAACACGCUGCUGUUCCCGAACCGCAACGAUUUCAGCAAGAGGCUCGAAGGCCCAGGCAUCAAGUCACUGUGGGUCGAACCCGUUCCAGACCACGUUCAUGGUCAGCUCAAGACAUGGGCCUCUGUCACUAGCGCGCAUCCCGCCCGCAUUCCAGGAUACUGGCUUGACAAACCAGGCGUCGACGUCCCCAUAGGCCAGCCGAUUCAACCAGGGGAGAAGGUCCUUUACCGCAUCCACGGUGGGGCAUACAUCAGCAUGUCUGCAACACCGUUAGAUCCCGUCUCCGACCUCACCAAGGACCUCUUGCGCGUGUGCAAGCCGUUCCGCCGUGCCUUCGCCAUCGAAUAUCGCCUCUCGAAGGCGGAUCCCGGUAGCCCACCCGUCAACCCGUUUCCGUCCGCGCUGUUCGAUGUGCUAGCAGGAUAUGCGUACCUGACGCAGACGGUCGGUAUACCUCCCGAAGACAUUGUCAUCGCAGGUGACUCCGCAGGCGGUCACGCUGCCCUCGGCCUCGUACGCUAUCUCAUCGAACACCAACACUACUCCGUACCCGCUCCUCCCGGUGCUCUCCUCCUCUUCUCUCCCUGGUCUGAUUUCGGCACAUCCCACGAGACGCCUGGUUCCUCGAUGUAUACGAACCAGGGGAAGGACAUUAUGCCGUUUAGUAUCGUUGGCGGUAAUACGUAUUCCAAGCACGCGUUCUUCGGCGCGCUCGACCCCGAUGAAGCGCUCGUUAACCCCUAUCUAUCCCCUGCGUCGAAGCACUGCUCACCAAGCUUCAAGGGUUAUCCGAGGACGUUCCUCAGCGUUGGCACAGCCGACCUUUUCAUUGAUCAAGUGCGUACGUUGAGGAAACGGAUGGAGGCCGAUUUGGGGGAUGGAUUGGUGUAUGACGAAUGCCCAGAUGGGGUACAUGUCUUCGUGGGUUUGUGGUUCUUCGAACCCGAGAAGACAAAGACGUUGAAUGCUAUAGCGGAAUGGGUUGGAUAG
Messenger RNA from Coniophora puteana RWD-64-598 SS2, 1185 nucleotides. Its product is annotated as alpha beta-hydrolase. The transcript is spliced from 2 exons. The record is from RefSeq and is a predicted model, not a curated record. NCBI's taxonomy places the organism in Eukaryota, Fungi, Basidiomycota, Agaricomycetes, Boletales, Coniophoraceae. Gene Ontology annotation, molecular function: hydrolase activity. The coding region runs from base 1 to 1185 and encodes 394 amino acids.